This is a messenger RNA of Actinia tenebrosa (Australian red waratah sea anemone), 1186 nucleotides long. Its product is annotated as transmembrane protein 272. Lineage: Eukaryota; Metazoa; Cnidaria; Anthozoa; Actiniaria; Actiniidae. The record is from RefSeq and is a predicted model, not a curated record.
CAUCCAACAAAAAGGAAGCCAAGUAAGGAGGUACCCAUUGUUUGUCUAGGAAAGUGUUUCUGCAUUCAGUACUGCUAAAAUACUUCAUAUUGCCUAUGGAAAUGGAAGAAAAGCGUCCAAUUGAUGAUGUGGAAGCUGGCAAUGCUGAAGGUAAUUCAGCUCCACCUUCUUACGGCACUGGGGGAUAUACUGAACCUCCAACUUACCAGCAAGCUACAGGUCCAAGUAACACAAAUACUUGUGACAAUGAGCAAUUAGUUGAUUCAGAAGAUGGUGUGCAUAUUCAUGAGCCUCCGCCAUCGUACCAGUCAUUGUUUGGUGAAAUCAAAGAAGCAAGACAAUCUGCCAGCUCAGUGUUUGAUUUUCUCAAGAAACUCCUCAUACUUCUCAUUGGAACCAUUGGUUGCACAAUUGCCCUUGGAAUCAUAAUGGCAAUUCCUAUUUCCAUGAUUGCAAUAGGAGCAACGUACAAACAUGACUGUCCAACUGAGAGAUACAUCCCAAUCUAUCUCAUUGUUGGAGGCUCAUUUGGCAUCGUACGUAACUUCAUAUCCUUAUGCAAAAGAGCUAAAAGAGAUCAGGAUGACGAGUCUGAAUCAAAACAGAGUCCAAUCUUGUCCAUUCUCGAUUGCUUCCUCUUCGCUUGGUUCAUAGCUGGUAAUGUUUGGAUCUACUCAAACUACAAACCAAGUUUUGAAAAAAGUUCAGGAGAUAGAUAUUGCGAUAAGACACUGUAUCUUUUCGCAUUUUGGUUAACUAAUGCCACUUACAUACUUAUAGGUGUGACAUGUCUAUGUAUGUGUUGCGCUGGGGUGUGUGCUGCUGUCAUGGGCUAGAAUGAUGGCCAAAUAAUAUCAGAGCAUACUAGUUAACUAGUUUGAUUACGAUCAGAGUUAACUAUAAGUAAAAUGGAUGAGAAUUGGAAGCACUCAAAUAUAAACAGCACAAAUUGAUGAAGAAUAACCUUGUUCCCUUCUUGGCGAAGUUAGAAUAUACUCUAUAGUAAGUAGAUGAUAAGAAUAAGUAAUGUCAGAUUCGAGUUUCACAGUGCACGUAAAUGAAAGAGAAAAAAAUUCUAAAGAGUGAUCAUGAAAAAUAAGUUAAGAAGUAAAAGGAAUCAAGGGAAAACUGCAGGUUGUAAGAAUAAUGAUCUUGGGUACCCGUAAAGUGUAAUUUAUCAUACGUA